Messenger RNA from Gadus macrocephalus (Pacific cod), 2067 nucleotides. Its product is annotated as probable serine/threonine-protein kinase clkA. Bases 1 to 1446 code for a protein of 481 amino acids. Lineage: Eukaryota; Metazoa; Chordata; Actinopteri; Gadiformes; Gadidae. The transcript is spliced from 4 exons. The record is from RefSeq and is a predicted model, not a curated record.
AUGUACCCCACGCAGCUCCCGCCCCCCAUCACGCCCCUGGCCGACCUCCUCGCCCUCUCCGUCAGCAGCGUGCCGGGCGGCGCCUGUGACGGUACCCUGGUCUACAGCGACCGUACCCUGGUCCACAGUGACGGUACCCUGGUCUACAGCGACCGUACCCUGGUCUACAGUAGUGGUAACCGGGUCUACAGCGACCGUACCCUGGUCUACAGUAGUGGUAACCGGGUCCACAGCGACCGUACCCUGGUCUACAGUAGUGGUAACCGGGUCUACAGUGACGGUACUCUGGUCUACAGCAACGGUACCCUGGUCUACAGUAGUGGUAACCGGGUCCACAGCGACGGUACCCUGGUCUACAGCGACCGUACCCUGGUCUACAGUAGUGGUAACCGGGUCUACAGCGACCGUACCCUGGUCUACAGUAGUGGUAACCGGGUCUACAGCGACCGUACCCUGGUCUACAGUAGUGGUAACCGGGUCUACAGCGACCGUACCCUGGUCUACAGUAGUGGUAACCGGGUCUACAGCGACCGUACCCUGGUCUACAGUAGUGGUAACCGGGUCUACAGUGACGGUACUCUGGUCUACAGCAACGAGCUUCUACCAUCUGAGAGGUCAAACUGUGGUUUUAGUAGCAGCUGCCAAUUUCUACCUUCCCCUCAUUCCCAAAAUGAUGAGGACUGUGGCUCUAAUUCUAGGAAUGGUUGCGUUGAUGGAAUCAAGCGAGGAAAUAGACACGAACACCACUGUGGCCCUUACAACAACAGGAGCUCCUACUACCAUGGCAACGGGAGUUCCAACUACCAUGACAACGGGAGCUCCAACUACCAUGACAACGGGAGCUCCAACUACCAUGACAAUGGGAGCUCCAACUACCAUGACAACAACAGCUCCAACUACCAUGACAACGGGAGCUCCAACUACCAUGACAACGGGAGCUCCAACAACCAUGACAACGGGAGCUCAAACUACUAUGACAACAGCUCCUACUACCAUGACAACGGGUUCUCCUACUAUCAUGACUACGAGAGCUCAAGCUACAAUGACAACAAGUGCUCCAACUACCAUGACAACGGGAGCUCCAACUACCAUGACAACGGGAGCUCCAACUACUAUGACAACGGUUGCUCCAACUACUAUGACAACAGGAGCUCAAACUACUAUGACAACGGGAGCUCAAACUACCAUGACAACGGAUGCUGCAACUACCAUGACAACGGGAGCUCCAACUACCAUGACAACGGGAGCUCCAACUACCAUGACAACGGGAGCUCCAACUACCAUGACAACGGGAGCUCCAACUACCAUGACAACGGGAGCUCCAACUACCAUGACAACAGGGGCUCCAACUACCAUGACAACGGGAGCUCCAACUACUAUGACAACGGUUGCUCCAACUACUAUGAAAACGGGAGCUCAAACUACCGUACUGCUGAACUCUGGUAGUCAAACGGUCCGAGUGUUUCUUCUGAGCUCUGUGCUGCCACUGGUGCUGACCAAAUUCUGCCUUUAAGAGAAACAGCGCCCCCCGGUGGCCAAAGGGAAAGUGACGCAUGUGUUAUAUUGAAUGUUCUGAGAAAGACUGAUUAUGGCGUUCCCAGGUGAAAAUAAACAUUUGUGUCAAGGAGUUACUUAGCACACUUUAGCACAUCAAUCUGGGCCAUUGAGUAUCACUAUUAAUGUCACCUCACAAGUUGAACACAUAAAGGGAACACUACAAGUUUGAGCUAACCAAUAAGUUAAACUGUUAAAAUUAUGGAAUAUGUAAACAUAUGCAGACCUUUAUCGCAAUACACGUAACAUAACAUAUAUAGAUUGUAACAUUAUCGAUGCUUCCCCUAUGUAUGAUUUCUUAGCUCAGCUUGCCUCUCACAUUUUCAAGGAAUGCAGACUUAUGCAGGUUAUGAUACAAAAUCAAGCCCACACUUUAUACUGUCGGGGGAAUAUAAUUAAUUCUAUGUUCUUAAAUGUUUUCUGUAUUUAAUUCUAGUUCUGUUUUCAUUGCUGUCCAAUAGCUUUGUUUGAUUGUAUGCUUCUUUGUCAAAAUCAAGUAUUGAAAAACAGUAA